UUAAUGCCCUCCAACUUUGGGCACAUUUAUGUAUUAUGCCUAUAAAAUAUUGUUGCUAGAGCUGCCUCUGUUGGCAGUUGAGUUCAAGCCAGUUGAAUGCCUGACUGAGCCUUUUGCCAAUUUACUAAAUCUUAACAAGUUAGUUUUCAUGUUCUUUUCCUUGAUAUUUCUUGACUGGCCAUGUAGUUAGCCUUUGUGAAUUGAUUGCAGAUAUUAUAUUUAAAAGUUGGCAAAAGAAGAAAAGAUGCAUUAGGACAGCAAAUGAACUAUCAAAAGGAAAUGCAUAAUUUGUAGGGCUACUAACUGAGAAACUUAUAUACAGUAUAUUGUGUUAUUAACAUGAUGGAAUAUGAAUAUGGAUGGAGAGAGCGUCUGCUGUACGUUUGCCAUUGUUCUUAUGCAAAAUUGACUCUUAUGUUGUUUCCGUUUUACUUGAGUACUUGACUACUCUUCUUUUAUUUUGCAAUAAUUGUCUUUUGGGGGAUUUUGGGCUCUUUUCAUAAUUUGCUCUGGAUUUUUGAGAUAUUUGACUUAUUGGAUUGACAAAUUCUUGGUGAGGAGAUCACUUUCUUCUGGAGUUCUCCUCACCAAGAAAGGUGCUAACCUGGAUUACUCAAUAGCAUUUAAAGUUUCUCAAUAGUAUCAGAAUAUACUGGUUAUCCAAUAUAUCAUAUGAGCUUCGUAGAGUAAAUCCCCUUGAUAUGAAAUCUGGUUCAAUUCCCACAGAAUCUAUAGUAUAACCUCUUUCUGAAUCAAGAAGAUCUCCAGGACAAGACGUCUCACCUGUUACAGAGAUGAUCCCAUGGCGCCGUAUCUCAGGUCAACCUGUUACAGAGCCUGAUGAGGCGGCAAAACUUUUUGGGUGCCCUUUACCCCCUCAGAAGUUGAAGCCAGGAAGUUGUUGCCAUGACAAGGAUGAAAGGCUGUUGAGUUAUCAAGCCACGGGUAUGAACCUUCAGAGAGAGAUAUCUUGCAUCCCAAUGAAACCUUUUGAGACAAUCUAGAAGCUCCUGCACCACCUCUCACUAGGUAACCUGUAACCAUUCUCUUAUUUGAUCAGUUACAUUUCUUGGUGUUAAAAGAUAUUUCCUCAAUUCACUGCUGUAAGUAGUCUAGUCUACAUGGCACAAUUUACAAGCAUAUUUUCUUCAAGAAAAAUGGCAGUUGAGAUAGUGUGUUGCUAUGUGCUGUGGGAAAGGUACAAUGGGUGUACUGUUGAAGGAAAAGCAGUAGCCAUUCGUGUCUGAUACUGCUUUUUGGUGCAAACUAACUGAAAUCUGUUAAUGAAGAUAUUGAUGUGAUAGAUGUUACCUUCAGGAGUAGCCUGAGUUGUAUAUAGUUGUUGUACUCACUAGCAUGGGUUUGGUGCUCAGCCAAUUAUAUUAAUAGAAUCUUCUUUACAUACUGCAAAGAAGAAAACAUUAUGCUAGCAAGUUAGGUAAUUUAGAGGUCCAGAAAGGGACCAUUAAUCCAAGAAAGGAGUCCUUCCCUAGUCCAACACUAUAAAGAUAAAUAUAGUUGAUGUCGGCAUGACAUCUAUUGGAAGAAAUAUGAUAAUAGAACGAUCAUAUGUGGAAAAGUUUCUGGACUAGAUGACAUAAACCAAUUUUCUUUUAAUGGUUAGGACCAGUAGUUGCAACUACAUUAUCUGUGUACAGAACACAUGUUACCUAUGUACUCGUCCAAGGUGAGACAUUCUAAUCUCAUUUUAAUGGUUUAGAGUUGACAAUUGUAACUACAUUGAUGGAGCCAGCCUCCUGAAAAUCAUUUGUGCUUAAAAGGUGUAUUUACUGUUGGAAAUUCAUAGAGGAAAACACUCUUAAUAACUCAAAUUCUUUCUUGAAGACGAAUAGAGCUUUACUGCUCUCUACUUCCGUACAUAAUCAAUAAUUUUCUUUGAAAACAAGUGGACUUCUACUAACUUGACUCACAUAAAAUACUACAAAACUUAUGUUUCUUUAUAGGUGAGAAAUAUUAUUGAACAUUGAGACCCUAUUUAUAGACACUAUAUAACUCUUUUUCCAACUAGGACGCUACAAUACAAUCCUUUUAAGUAGGAUUUUAUAUACUAUUUCUAAUUCUAUUCCUAUUCCUAUUUGUUAGAAUUCCUAUUCUCAAUUCCUAUUUUGAGAAUAGGAAUUAUCUAAUUUAACCCAAGAAAUUCUUUCCAUCUUUCUUAUUUCAUGAAUAAAACAAUGCAAUUAUCUAAGUAGUUAAAAAAACAAUGCAUGUAUCUAGGGGCGACAAUCAAAUCCAACCUGUCCAAUCUGUUUAAGUUUGGAUGGGUUAUUGACCCGCUCAUUCAUUAGCUCAACCCAUUUCAAUCCAUUAAAAAUUGGGUUGAUAUGCAACCCGAACCGGCUCUUGAGAGAUCUUGUCAAAGUACCUUUUUAAUUUGAUAUGUUAUAUAUAGUCGUAAUAAAGAAAAAAACAAUUUUAUCAGGUAAUAAAAUAGUUUAAAAGAACAAAUAAGAUAAUUAAGCUUAGUAAAAAUUGGGUUGAGUUUUGACCCGUUAUGUAACCCAUUACCUAACCCGUUUUGACCCAAGCAAAUUUGGAUUGGGUUGGGUUUAGACCUGAUUGUUGUCUUAACCCAUUAUGACCCGCACAAGUUUGGCCCUACCCACCCAAUUGCCACCCCUACAUGUAUCUAAGUAAAAGUGAACUAAAUUGCUCACUCUUUUCAAAAGAAACCUAAUAUGUCUUUAUAAUGGUCCAUAAAGUUGAAACUAAAAUAUCAAAUUAUUCCCCUGAUGUGAUUUGCAAUGCAAUCCAGUCCUGUUAAUUGACUUACGGCCUGUGGUUUGCCUUUAAAUCCUCCGUCAUUUGUUUUUUAGGGUUUUAGACUCGCAUCAUGAAUCGACUCUGUGGGCAAGAGCUGUUUCACAAUCUGAAGUCUGGUUGUAUGCUCGUCUAAUAGAUUACCAUCUUCUUAAUGUACGGGAUGUGGAUCGAACUCACGAUUUUAUGUUGCCUCGUGAUUUGACCAUCUUCUGCAGGGUCCUGUUUGACAUGUUCUCUGUUUUUUUGAUGAUCUGCUCAUCGGUCUGUCAGUUGAUUUGCGAUUGUAAGUGUGGCGAUAAAUGUCUUUAAUUCUGGCGAUCUGAUCUCGUGCUAGUGAUUCCGAUGAAGACUUCUUCGACAACCAGCUGGUAUGAUUCCAUUUCCCAAUUUUACGUUAGUGCAACUCUGAGAAACUGAUGAUCGUGAUUUCGAACAUUGAUUUUAGCGACCAAUUAACUAUUUGCCACUUUCAAUAGAUUGAGCUUCAAAGGAAGCUAAUACCACUAUUAGAAAAUUGCGAAGUAAUAACUAUUCUUCAUAAAAUCCUAAAUUUUAUUACCCAAAAAAUAAGGACUUUUUUUUGAAAAAAAUAAGAUCAAUAUGGAGCUCAACUUCUUAUAAAACAUACCUCUGGAAGUCGAUUGAAGAGCUCCAAGCUUGGGGAGAAAUCAAAAUGAGAGAUGGAGAGCUUGAAAGAGAACAGAGCAUGAGUAUGAUUUUUUUUUUUUGAUAAAGAAGAGAGCAUGAAUAAGUUGAAUCUUUGAAGAGAAAAAAACAGUUCUUUUUUAGGAGAAUAGAAAAAAACUUUCAUAUUGGAAAUAAAAUCAGUCAUCAUGUCAUCUCUCAAUUCUUUUUGCAAAUGCAAACCAAAAAGAUAUGCACAAUAUAUAGGAAAAUGGAGUUGAAUAACUAAAAAGAAAUACUUUAUCUAAUUUCAAAUAAUUGUAACUCUAGAAUGAUAUUGUAUGUGAAUUGGUGUUACAAGUAUGUAAUUAAAUAUUAAAUUAAGUGUCAAUUAAAAUAGUAUAUGUGAAUUUUAAUGACAAUUUGGAUAUAAUAGUUUAAAGAGGUAAUGCCUAUCUCUUGCUUCUUGUUGUAAGCAUGUGAAUUUGUUCUCAAUGUUUUGAGAAUAAUUUAAUGGUUCAUUACAUAUCCGUAUGUAUGAAUAAGUUCUCCAAAUCUAAACAUUUCUUAUUCUUCACAUGAUGAUGAGUUUACAACUAAACUACAUUUACAACCGAGAUUUUCCUACUAAUCAAGUGUUGCAAGCUUGGUCAGUUUGAAAUAGAUCUAAUAUGUGUAUGUUUCUUUAUAGUUCCAUUUUAAGGAAAUGUAGUAUCUACUAACUUAAGUGAUGAAAUUUGUAGGAAAGAACACGAGGAUUUAUGGAUUCUUGAGUAUUUCUUCCAUUUUAAUGGAAUCGAUCUUUAAUUAUUAUCCUUGUUUAGUAAUUUAUGUAGAUUGUUUCUCUGUAUAUUAUGCUAUAGAAGUUAAUAUUUUAUAUGUCAUAAUUGAUAAUCAAUUAAUGUUUUCAUGUAUAUGUAAUAGUUCUAUAAAAGUUCCAUAUUUAUGUUUUUUUUCGCCAACUAUAUAUUUGCUUUAGGGAAAUCAGCCUAAAUUACAUAGCACUUACCCGAUAUCUCUAACCCAAUCAACACCUCCACAAACCCUCCACCUUGAAGACAUACUAGUAGUUGUACUCCAUGGAAAGGCAGCAGGAACUCAUGGUGGGAGCAGACCGACUCAGCGAUCUACCCGAUUCAAUCCUACUUCACAUCCUCUCUAUGUUGCUGAACAAUAAAGAAGUUGUGAGAACUAGUGUAUUGUCUGAACGAUGGCAGUUUCUCUGGAAAUUCGUUCCAACAUCACUCAAUUUCAACUUCCCGAUUAGUGACAAUGAAAAUGUCACUCGUGAUUACCUAGUUUCUAUCCACAGAGAACUUUAUUAUCGGAGGUCUUGUGAAAAAAUUCGGAAACUCAGAGUGUGGGGCCUUAAGUAUGAGGAGCGUUAUGCUAAAGAUGUUGAUAUAUGGGUUCAUUUUGCGACUAGACUUGCUGAUAUUGAAGAUCUUGAACUUGGUCUUCUUACCAAUAACCGAAGAUAUGAGUUUCCUCAAUUUGCAUAUAAAACUGCGUCGUUGAGGAAUUUGGUGUUAUGGAAUUGUCGGUUGAACCCUUUUGGCAAUGUUAACUGGAGUAGUCUCGUUUCUCUUUCAAUUGUUUACAUGGGAUUCACAGAUGGUGUCAUGGAAAAGGUAUUAUCUGGUUGCCCUAACUUGGAGUACUUGGAAUUGGAAAAAUUUUCAGGCAUACAUCGUUUGGAAAUAAGAUCUAUGAAGUUGAGAGAGUUGAUUAUACGCGACUAUAAAAAUGAGAAUCAUGACCUUGGGCUCGAAUUAUUAGCCCCUUACAUUCAAAAACUGCAAAUUUUGGGGCUGUGCAGUGAGAUAUGCAUCAUAAAUGUGGCAUCACUUGUGACUGCGGUGCUUUGUUUUGAUUUUGAUUUUGAGGACGAAGAACAAAACUUGGAGAAGGAAUUUAGGUUUUUUAAGGAACUUCUUCACAGCGUUAUCCACGUGGAGAAUCUUAACUUGGGAUCUUGGUGCAUAGAGUGCUUGUCCAUCUUGGAGUUGACAGGGUGGGAGUUUCCACCAUCAAGCCGGAAGUUCUUAGAACUUGGUGUGGAAUUUGAACAGUUGGACUUCCCUGGAAUUUGCUGUUUUCUGCAGAGCUCACUGGAUCUUGAGACAUUGGUCAUUGAUUGGUACGAUGUUGAAUUUGGAGACUUGCUGUCAAGGUACAUAAAUGAGGAUGAACAGAUCAGGAGGUUUGAGUCCCAUAAUUUUAAUGGCUCAUUUCCAUAUCUGAAAGACCAUCAAGAUCCUUAACUUUUAUGGAUUUGUGCUGCCAUUGGUAAAAUAUUUGCUGAAGUAUGCAAUUGUGCUAGAAAAGUUUGACAUUGUUGCUGUAUACCAAGGGAGUGAUGUGUCUACGCAUUAUGCUACAAUGGCACAAGAGCUCGCAAGCUAUCCAAGAUCCUCUCCGCAUGCUUCGGUUGACUUUUCUUAUUGAUGACUUUGGUCCCCUACCGUUUGUUAAUAUCGCAACAUACUUGACAUCUAUAACUUUAUGUUUGAAACUGUCCGGUUUGAGCUGUCAGAAAAAGCUUGGAUUGCACUUGUCAAUAUCCAAGGAGGUGUUAGUAGUUCUUCAUGUCUAAGUAACAGUGUGUUUAUCCUCUAAUAGUGAUAUGGAAGAAAGCUUGCUCUAA
This is a messenger RNA of Solanum tuberosum (potato), 6055 nucleotides long. RefSeq names its product F-box/LRR-repeat protein 25-like. Gene Ontology annotation, molecular function: protein binding. Bases 4488 to 5672 code for a protein of 394 amino acids. The transcript has 4 exons. NCBI's taxonomy places the organism in Eukaryota, Viridiplantae, Streptophyta, Magnoliopsida, Solanales, Solanaceae. The record is from RefSeq and is a predicted model, not a curated record.